Molecule: messenger RNA, 525 nt
Organism: Cucurbita pepo subsp. pepo (vegetable marrow)
Lineage: Eukaryota; Viridiplantae; Streptophyta; Magnoliopsida; Cucurbitales; Cucurbitaceae
Source: RefSeq, a predicted model, not a curated record
UAUUCUAAAAGAUCCAUGAUUUUGAAUGUGCAGGAUCUCCAACUAUGGCAAUCUGGCUCUCCCAUGUUGGCACUUUUCGGUGUACUGGCGUUCUCGGGAUCUUUCUCGUUGGGCAUGGGAGCAAUUCCUUGGGUCAUAAUGUCAGAGAUAUUUCCUAUAAACAUGAAGGGUUUGGCAGGGAGCUUAGUUACUUUAGUGAGUUGGGUAGGUUCUUGGAUUGUCUCCUACAGUUUCAACUUUCUUUUGAAUUGGAGCUCUACAGGUAUCUUUUUCAUAUUCUCAACCGUAUGUGGCUUCACAGUUUUGUUUGUUGCCAAGUUUGUACCUGAAACAAAGGGUAGAACUUUGGAAGAAAUUCAAGCUGCAAUGAACCCUUUAUCCACCAAAAAUUGAACUUUUGUUGGUUCACUCAAGUAAUCAAAUAAGCCAUCAUUGUAUUUCUUAGCGGAUGUUCCUUUCGAAUAAUAAUUCGUGUUGUAAUGAUAUGUAAGUGUUAUAUGAUUCAUUGUCUAGUCUUAUGCUUUA